CCCCUUUCUCUCUCUCUCCCUCGCUCUCCUCCCCCUGUGACACUGGUGACGGGGCAGGGGUAGUUUCAGCCUACAGACAGACACACAGUGAAACAAUAGACGUCCCCUAAUGCAUUUUUAACAGCUCAGCAGGGGAUGGGAACAGUUUGGUUGGGACAGUUUGUUCACAGAAAGAGUGACGCAAGUGAUCAGGUGAGUCCAAACCGCUCUGUUUAUUUGCUAAUGCUGGACUAUUUAUCAGGAAUGUUUUUUUUGUUAGUUGCAAAACUCUUAACCUGCGUAAAACAGCAGUGAGAGUAGAUUUGGAUCUCAAAAUGGAUGUAAGAUUCUACAUGUUAUUUAUUUAACUCUUAUAUCAGUGAACACUUAAGGUGAGGUCUCGUAAUAGUCUUUUUCAUUUUUGUAAAUAUGUACCCAUAAGCUGCUGUGGUCAACUCUGCAUUCAUGGAGCUCUCUGUUGGACCUUGACUCUCCGAGCUGUCCUUACGAGAGGAAAUGGUCAACUCUACUUAUUCAAGAUAGAGAGUCAUCUGGAGGGGAAGCUCAUUUACAAAUCAAUACUUGUCUUUUCCCUCUCAGCUGUGAAUGACAUACCUCAUCAUUUGCCUGGAAAAAGAGGACUCUUUCUUUCUUAUGAACUACUGUCACGUUCUGUUGACAUUUGACACUGAAUGUGGGAAAAAGCAGAAGUGGUGCGACCGUCCCAGUUCGAGGUGCAAAGUGCCUGGCUUUCAUUUCUUUGGGAAACUCUUCUAUCUGUCCCAGUUUAAGUGGAAGACACUGCUGUGGUGUACCAGUAAAAUAGGAUGCCAGGAGCCAGUGGCGUCAACGCUGAGGGCUCUUGUGAGGCCCUGUGUCGAACCCUGGUCUCCCAGAACGGCCUCCAGAGAGAGACAGCCGACAUCUCCCAGUCGGUUCUCUACACCUCACUGAUGGGCUUGCUUCUGGUCGCCGACAACGAGAAAGAGCAUCUCUCCUUAGGAAGUGGAAGGGUUGGCCUUAGAAACAUAGGAAACACAUGUUUCCUGAACGCAGUAGUCCAAUGUUUGUCUCACACACGUAGCCUCAGGGACUACAGCCUCCUCACGUCCUAUAGGGAUGAGAAGUUCUCCAAAGAGGAGGCUCGGCUCAUGGAAGUUUUCUCUCAGGUGUUGUCCGGCCUUUGGGAUGUAAAUGACGGGGACACUGUUGUAAACCCACGACAGUUGUACAGUAUAUUUAAAGAAGCCGUGCCUUACUUCAGUGGAUACAGUCAACAGGAUGCGCAGGAGUUCCUCAGGUUCCUCUUGGACAAGCUGCACACAGAAAUCAACCGCAGACCCUACGUCCGACGAACAGGGAAGGAGCCCGAACUGACAUUUGCCAGAUUUAGGAUUUCGGAGGAGGCAGCUGCCAUGUGGAAGAAGCACUUGGAGAGAGAUGACAGCAGAAUAGUCGACCUGUUCUCAGGCCAGCUGAGGAGCUCGCUGCACUGCUCAGUGUGCUCCCACUACUCCAACACAUUCGAUGUGUUCUGUGAUCUGUCGCUGCCCAUCCCCAAAAGGAGCUCUGUUGGGGCGGUCACACUGAGGGAGUGCCUGGACCUCUUCUCUCAGGAGGAGGAAUUGGACAAAGACAACUCACCAAUGUGCGAGAGGUGUAACAGGCACACAGAGUGCACCAAGCGGCUUUCCAUCCAGAAGUUUCCCCAGGUUAUUGUGAUCCAUCUGAACCGCUUUACGACGUCACGGUGGUCCAUCAGUAAAAGUACAGUGUACGUGUCCUUCCCACUCACUGACCUGGACCUUGGACGCUACGGGCCCGUCGACUGUGGCCCAGUGCUGUAUGAUUUAUAUGCAAUAUGUAAUCACGCUGGGACGGUGAACAUGGGCCACUACACAGCCUGCUGUUCAGACGACAAUGGUUGGUGCUUCUACAAUGACUCGAGUGUGACUCCAGUCUCGGAGAACCAGCUUCAGACCAAUCAAGCAUAUGUGCUGUUCUACCAGCGCAGCAACAGCACCACCAGCGUCAGGAAAUAGAGCUGAGACUGGCUGAGCCAAGCAGCCAAUCAGAGCAUCUUUACCUCCAGUGUCCAUAGAAACAAAUAGAAGCAGCAGUGCUGUAACUCUUGCAUCUAUGAACAGCUCAAUCUCAGUGAGAAUGCCUUCGAAUGAACUCUAAAGAGGAGGUGAGGGAAGCCAUGCUCACUUUAAAGGGGGCUUGAAGAGGGGAUCUCCCCUUCUGAAUCAUGGAGAUGCUUUUGAAGAGUCUCAGAGAGAGAGCUGAGACCGACUGCAAUGCAGUGCAGCCUUAAGAGUCUCUGUGCCAUACUUCUCAGGCAGGAGUGAGCGGUGUACUUGCACAUGAUGUAGAGCUCUUUAUGUUAGAUAAUUGUGAUUCAUACUUGCGAUUCAACACAAACCCAAAUAUACAAAGGUAAAUCUUGGGUGGAAUGGAAAUUAGGCAACAAACAAUUGUGACAUAGGAUUUCAUUUUAAGCUACAGUUGAAAUUGUCCAGUACUUCAACUCAACAUGUAAAUAUCUGUAGCCAAUACUAUAUCAAUGCUGUCAUUUUAUGUUAAUCUCCCUCCACAUGGAGUUAGCCAUGAAACAUGAACACAUGUAAAUGGGCUAUAUAUUUUCCCUCUACCUGAAUUAUAAUUUCUAUGUAUAUAUUCGUAUAUGUACAUAUAAAUAUAUGUUUUUUUUACAUUUGUGCUUACAACUUACACAAUUGAAAGCGUAUUGCAUUAUUGAAAGCUUAAAUAAAAGACAAAUUAUGAAGUCUGAUGAUUAGACUUGUACUCUUUAUGUAGUUGUUCUUAUUCAUGUUUUACUGUUUUCGAUAUAUCACUCAUUUGUUGACAUUUAUUAAAUAAUAGAAUUGUAAACUAUGAUAUAUUAGGGAGAUGAAUUGAUUGCCGCAGA
Cyclopterus lumpus (lumpfish) is the source of this 2911-nucleotide messenger RNA. RefSeq names its product ubiquitin specific peptidase 21 (gene usp21). NCBI's taxonomy places the organism in Eukaryota, Metazoa, Chordata, Actinopteri, Perciformes, Cyclopteridae. Gene Ontology annotation, molecular function: cysteine-type deubiquitinase activity. Bases 807 to 2021 code for a protein of 404 amino acids. Gene Ontology annotation, cellular component: cytoplasm. The transcript has 11 exons. Gene Ontology annotation, biological process: protein deubiquitination. The record is from RefSeq and is a predicted model, not a curated record.